Dreissena polymorpha is the source of this 1896-nucleotide messenger RNA. Its product is annotated as cytoplasmic dynein 2 intermediate chain 2-like. The record is from RefSeq and is a predicted model, not a curated record. Gene Ontology annotation, cellular component: cytoplasmic dynein complex; ciliary plasm. Gene Ontology annotation, biological process: intraciliary transport. Lineage: Eukaryota; Metazoa; Mollusca; Bivalvia; Myida; Dreissenidae. Gene Ontology annotation, molecular function: dynein light chain binding; dynein heavy chain binding. The transcript is spliced from 11 exons. Bases 99 to 1589 code for a protein of 496 amino acids.
CAUUGUGACCUUUACCAUAUUGUAGCCUGUAGAUUCCAGUGAACCGUUGUUUCCAGUGUAAACAUUCUGUUAUUAUUCGAGUUCUUCUUCUGCAAAAAAUGUUUGUAGAUGAAGUGCUGGAUGGUGUUAACUUUAAAUCUACCUGGAAGAAAGAAAGGUACAUUAAUGACCGUGAAACACAGACAACUGCCCUGCUUGUGUCAGAUGAAGCUGUGCAGUCAUACAAAACUGUAGACGAGGCUGUGCAAACUGACGAAGAGCCAAAACGGAAAUUGAGAUUGGCAGAAGAUACCAGUGGGCAACUUGCAAAUUUUUUGCGUAGAACUGAACCAUAUAUUAUCAAACAGUUGACCAAUAACCUUCGAAGCAGAGCAUUUGAUGGAUAUGACGUGGAUUUGGAAGAUGACAGCACAUCGGUUACGAGCCUUCACACGCUGACUUACCCAUCACUUCAAGACAAGUUCCAAGUGACCAGUCUUUCUUGGAAUUCCACGGGAUCUGUUAUAGGAGCCUCCUAUGGGCAACAGGAACACGAGGACUGGUGUACACAUCGCUCUGUAAUGUGUACGUGGAACUUGGACCGCACAGGGAUAGUGGCAGACAAACCAGACUCCAAGAUUGAAGUGGACAGUUGCCUCAUGUACAUUGCCUUCCACCCAAAAAAUCCAGCUAUUGUGGCUGGAGGAAGCUUCAAUGGUGAGGUGUUACUGUGGGAUUUGAGCAGGGAGGAUGACAUGUUGAUAGCAACAUCGGGACUGGGGCAGGAUUCACAUCAGGAGCCUGUCACUAAGGUCUACUGGAUCACUGAUGCCAAGGGCAAGAAAAUAUAUCUGGUUAGUGCCAGUGGCGAUGGGAAGAUUAUUCAGUGGAAAAUAGACAGGAAGGCCCAGAAGCUUCUCCCUAAGGAAGGGUUCAUGGUGAUGACCCAGUCCUUGCCCCGCCAGAUGAAGGUCAAAGGCGUACGUGGGGACCGAGAGAUCGGGGUCACGUGUCUGUCGUACCACAGCGAGGAUCGAGAAACGUUCAUUGUGGGCUCUGAGACGGGGGUCAUCUUCAAGUGUUCCAUGUACUCCCAGGGACCACCAGCUGGAAGUCACAUUGUGUCAUCAAUCCCUCUACGCUCGCCUGUCACUUUCACAUAUAACCCCCACCACGGUCCAGUCUAUGCGGUAGAGUGCUCUCCCUUUCAUAGGAACGCCUUCGUGAGCGCUAGCAUGGACCAGUGUAUUCGUCUCUACAGUUUGCUGCAGGCCCAGCCAGUGUUGACCAUAGAGCCAGGAGAGGGCUAUGUACACUCUGCCACUUGGUCCCCGGUCAAGGCCACCGUUAUAGCUGCAACAACACAGUCUGGCAACCUCCUGAUUUACGACCUCAAACAGGGAAAGACUGUUCCAGUCCACAACAUUCCUGCCAGCAGUAACAAGGAACCUGUCUAUGCCUGUCAAUUCAACCCUCAGCAGACCCAUCUCCUGGCAACUGGGGACGGUAAAGGGCGGGUGCAGAUUUUCAAGUUGAGCUCCAAGCUCCAGCAAGUAUCUGGAAAGGAGACAGAGUUCCUGGGAAACCUUGUGAAUGUUACGGCUGAAUAAUGGUGGCAAAGUAAAUGCAUUAAACGAUCCCUGAACAUGACAUUGUGUACAGCUAGCCAGAAUUAACGUGAUGUCUGAAUUAACGUGCUGCAACUGAAAUUGAUAAGCCUAACUUUGCGCUUUAGUUACUGCGAAGGAUUUGGAAUCUCACCAAAACAUUACACUUGAAAAGAUUGUUUGAUCGAAAACAAAGGCAAAAAGCCUCCUAAUCGCAUAAGUUUAAAUUUCUGCCAUUUUUCCUUGCAAUUUAUUAUCUGUGAUAGAUACUGGACUCUGUAUUUAUAAAUCAAUAAAUUGUGUUUUCUAG